ACGGCGCGUCCCCGGCGCGUCCCCGGCGCGUCCCCGGCGCGUCCCCGGCGCGUCCCCGGCGCGUCCCCGGCGCGUCCCCGGCGCGUCCCCGGCGCGCUCCCUCCCCGGCCGGAGCAGCUCAGCAUGGGAUGUCCUCCCAUGCCCCUCUCCGCGCACUUUGAUCGAGCCACAGCGUCUUUUCCACAGCACACAGCGCUGGUUUUGUUCAUUAUUGCCUCCAUUCCCUCCACCGGACACAGUUUCCCAUCUUUUGCGGUCUCCGGAACAUUAAAUGUGGAUGUCACCUGCCUUUUUCUUGCCACAUGACGUUGAGUGCGGUUCAUGCUCUGCCAGGCGUUUCGGUGGGAUGGUAGAUCGUCCAGCCUGCUGGUUCGUUGAAAGCUACCCGACCGACUGGCCUUCUGCCCGUGAGCUCCUCCGGGGAACCAGGGGAGCCCCGAGAGCCGACAGGUGUGACCCGAGAUGGAGGAUUCCGGGAUCAUCCGAAGACGCAGGCUGCAGAAGGAUCUGCCUUUGCCCCGAAAAAGCAGCAGCUGCAGGACCAGCAACCGGAAGAGCCUCAUCCUGACCAGUACGUCCCCGACGCUGCCGAGGCCGCACUCGCCACUGCCCGGACACAUAGGAAGCAGUCCGCUGGACAGCCCGCGCAACUUCUCGCCCAGUGGACCUGCCCACUUCUCCUUCGCCUCCUCUCGAAGGGCUGAUGGUCGUAGAUGGUCUUUGGCCUCUCUGCCUUCCUCAGGAUAUGGAACCAACACCCCCAGUUCAACGUCAUCCAGCUCGUCUCAGGAGCGUCUGCAUCAGCUGCCCUUCCAGCCAACCAUGGACGAGUUGCACUUCCUGUCCAAGCACUUUGGCAGCACAGAGAGCAUCACGGACGACGACGGCGGGCGGCGCUCCCCUCACGUCCGCCCUCGCUCCAGAAGCCUCAGCCCGGGGCGCUCGCCAUCCUGCUGUGACAAUGAAAUAGUGAUGAUGAACCAUGUCUACAAGGAGCGCUUCCCCAAGGCCACAGCUCAGAUGGAGGAAAGGCUGGCGGAGUUCAUCCAGAACUAUUCCCCAGAGAGUGUUCUCCCACUGGCCGACGGCAUCCUCAGCUUCAUCCAUCACCAGAUCGCGGAGCUGUCUAGAGACUGCCUGGCCAAGUCACGGGAAGGCCUCAUCACCAGCGUUUACUUCUGUGAACUCCAGGAGAACCUGGAGAAGCUCCUGCAUAACGCGUACGAGCGCUCGGAGAAUUCAGAGCUCACCUUUGUCACGGAGCUUGUCAAAAAGCUCUUCAUCAUCAUUUCCCGUCCUGCCAGGCUGCUGGAGUGUUUGGAGUUCAACCCGGAAGAGUUUUACCAUCUACUGGAGGCUGCAGAGGACCAUGCCAAAGAAGGACAACUCAUGAAAGCAGACAUCCCUCGCUAUAUCAUCGGUCAGUUGGGGCUCACCAGAGACCCACUGGAGGAAAUCGUGAGUCUUGACAGCUACGACAGUGAGGGUCCUCACACUCCGGAGACGGAUGACUCAGCAGAGGGAAAAGGGAGAUCCAUCAAACCACCCACCGAAGAAGACUUUCAGACGAUCAAACUGAUCAGCAACGGGGCUUAUGGUGCCGUGUAUCUGGUGCGCCACAGGGAGACGCGUCAGCGUUUUGCCAUGAAGAAGAUCAACAAGCAGAAUCUGAUCCUGAGGAACCAGAUCCAGCAGGCGUUCGUGGAGAGGGACAUCCUCACCUUCGCGGAGAACCCGUUCGUAGUCUCCAUGUUCUGCUCCUUCGAGACGCGGCGGCACCUCUGCAUGGUCAUGGAGUACGUGGAAGGGGGUGACUGUGCCACUUUGUUGAAGAACAUCGGUGCUCUCCCCGUGGAGCUGGCAAGGAUGUACUUUGCCGAGACCGUUUUGGCCCUGGAGUAUCUGCACAACUACGGCAUUGUUCACAGAGACCUCAAACCUGACAAUCUCCUGAUCACCUCGAUGGGACACAUUAAACUCACGGACUUCGGUUUGUCCAAGAUGGGUCUAAUGAGCCUCACCACCAACCUGUAUGAGGGACACAUAGAGAAAGAUGCCAGGGAGUUCCUGGACAAGCAGGUUUGCGGCACUCCAGAGUACAUCGCCCCUGAGGUUAUUCUGCGUCAAGGUUACGGGAAGCCCGUGGACUGGUGGGCCAUGGGCAUCAUCCUCUACGAGUUCCUCGUAGGCUGUGUGCCUUUCUUUGGAGACACUCCUGAGGAUCUGUUUGGACAAGUCAUCACAGAUGACAUAGUGUGGCCAGAGGGUGAUGAGGCUUUGCCCGCAGAUGCCCAGGACCUCAUCUCUGCUCUGCUGCAGACCAACCCUCUUCUGAGGCUGGGUACAGGUGGAGCGUUCGAGGUGAAGCAGCACUCGUUCUUCAGCGAGCUGGACUGGAACAGUCUGCUGAGGCAGAAGGCAGAGUUCGUCCCUCACCUGGAGUCGGAGGAGGACACCAGCUACUUCGACACCCGCUCGGAUCGUUAUCACCACAUCAAUACCUACGAGGAGGACGACACCAAUGACGACGAGCCGGUGGAGAUCAGGCAGUUCUCCUCCUGCUCGCCUCGCUUCAGUAAGGUGUAUAGCAGCAUGGAGCAUCUUUCACAGCUGGAGCAGAAAGCUACAAGCUCGGUGUCCCGGCGGGAGCACAAGGGGCCACGGGAGGACAAGGUGACCAAGAGGGAGAGCCUGGGCAGUUUCAGCAUGAGGGACAAGAGCUGGAGGACCGGAUCCCCUGAGAUGAAGCGGCUGUCUUGCUCAGAGUCCCUGUACAGCGAAGGAGAUGCCAGUCCUCCUCUCGGUGCCAGGCGCCGCUUCUCAGCCCUGAUGGACACCCAUCGCUUCGCCUCGCCUCUGGAAGGAGAGCCGGAGUUCCUGUUCCGCCAGAACCCCUUGAAGGUCCGGGGAACGUCGCUGGACGGCAGCGGCGUCCCCUCGCCGAGCCUCCUGGAGCAACGGGCCAGUCUGAGGGAGGUCAACGGGGCAGACAAAUCCCCCAAACCCGGAGACACGCCGAGCAUUUCUUCGGCCACCGUGUCCCCAGGUCCGGCGGCGGCGGCCGGCCGGGAUGUGAUGACCCCUCUGUACGACCCGCUGGGAGCCCGGGCCACCAACGACCUGGUGCUCCGCAGGGCGCGCCACCACCACCUGUCCGGCGACGGAGAGAAACGGACCUCCAGACAAGGCAACAAAGUCAUCAAGUCAGCCUCCGCCACAACUCUGUCCGUCAUCAUACCAUCCGUGGAGCAGCACGGCGGCUUCUCUCCGCUGGCGAGCCCCAUGUCCCCCCACUCCUUCUCCUCCAACCCGUCGUCACGGGACUCGUCGCCGAGCAGAGACUUCUUCCCUGCGGUCAGCGUGCUGCGCUCCCCCAUCACCAUCCACCGCUCCGGGAAGAAGUACGGCUUCACGCUCCGGGCCAUCAGGGUCUACAUCGGAGACAGCGACAUCUACAGUGUGCAUCACAUAGUCUGGCACGUGGAGGAUGGCGGCCCUGCUCAGGAAGCUGGACUGUGUGCUGGUGACCUCAUCACUCAUGUCAACGGAGAGCCGGUCCACGGUCUGGUCCACACCGAAGUGGUGGAGCUCAUCCUCAAGAGCGGCAACAAGGUGACGGUGACAACUACGCCUUUCGAGAACACCUCCAUUAAAGUGGGUCCUGCCCGCAAGGCCAGCUACAAGUGCAAGAUGGCCCGCCGAAACAAGAGGACCAUGGGAAAGGAGGGCCAGGACAGUAAGAAGCGCAGCUCCUUGUUUCGAAAGAUCACCAAACAGUCGAAUCUCAUUCACCCCAGCCGCAGUCUGUCCUCCUUGAAUCGCUCUCUGUCCUCCAGCGAGAGCCUUCCUGGCUCGCCGACUCACAGCCUGUCGGCCCGGUCCCCGACCCAGGGCUACCGCUCCACCCCCGAGCCCUCGUACCUGGGAGCGUCGUCCCAGAGCAGCUCUCCGGCCUCCAGCACCCCCAACUCCCCGUCUCCGUCCCAGCACAUGAGGCCCAGCUCCCUGCACGGCCUCUCCCCAAAACUCCACCGCCAGUACCGCUCCGCUCGCUGCAAGUCCGCCGGGAACAUCCCGCUCUCGCCGCUGGCCCACACGCCCUCCCCGACCCAGUCCUCGCCCCCGCCCUUACCGGGCCACACCAUAGGAAGCUCCAACACCACCCAAUCCUUCCCCGCCAAGCUCCACUCCUCGCCACCCGUGGUCAGGCCGAGGCCCAAGAGCGCCGAGCCCCCUCGCUCGCCCCUCCUCAAGCGGGUCCAGUCGGCGGAGAAGCUGGGCUCCCCCCUGACCCAGUCCAGCUCCACGGGGGGUCUCGGGGGUCCGCUGAGGAAGCACAGCCUGGAGGUGCAGCACUCCGAGUACCGCAAAGACGCCUUCCUGUGCGAGCUGGGCCUGCAGAGCCUGAUGGAGACGGAGGGAGAAAACUUACCCCCCAACCUCCCCACGCCGCCCUCGUCCUGCAACACCCCGGAGACCGGCGUGCUGAAGCCCGUGAGGAGACUCGGGAGGCAGGAGUCGCCCCUCAGCAGGGAAACGCUGCUGGCAGGGCGGGAGAGGGAGGAGAGGGAGAGAGGGCGGGACCGGGAGAAGGAGAGGGAAACCGGGUCCGGGACGAGCCAAGUCGGGGGAACCGGGUCACAGUUAACGAGAAAACCUCACGCCAGUGACGUCGGCUUGAGUUCACAGAGCGCCAGGAUGAGUUCAGAACCCUGCAGAGCCAAGACUCCCAGCUCCCCCAUCAAGACCCCGGGAGGUUUAGGACCAAAGAUCCUCCCGAGCCAGGGCGACGUCCCUCCCAGGCAACUGGAACCCAAGGCAACGAUGAGUACGUUAUCUAACAGUGCCGAUCCUCAAGAGAGGCAGCUGGGGGGGAAACCUGAGGCAAAGAAAGAGGGAGAUAGAAGUAGGUCUGGUUUACUGACCGCCGCCUUCAGCAAGAGCUCAUGCGCUCCGGAUAAAUCCGUCAGUUCGGCACCGGCGGGAGCCCCGCUGAGCUUAAACAAAACUUUUAAAUCAUCAGGUAUAGGCGACAGCUUGAGGAAGUCUGACAGCAGCGACUCAAGGACUCCAGACCUCGGGUCCAAGAGCCCCAAACUCCCAGCUCGGGUUCUGGCCCCCGUGGUUCCCCCACACGGGCAGCCGCUGUCCCUGGGCAAAGUGAGGCAGGGACUGGGUCCCGUCAACUGCUACCGGGGGACCCUGGACUGGGAGGACAAGUGCCGCCUGGAGGUGGUGGAGGAACAUUCGCCCUCGCCCUCCCCGUCCCCGACGGCCGUCACGCCUUCCCUCUGCGGGCCUUCCCUCUGCAAGUCCCGGCCCGUCUCCCCCGGAGACAAGACCAGCUUCGUCAGCCAGCUGACCACCGUGGCCAAGAACGUCCUCGGGCCCAUCAAGCUCGGCUCCCAGUCCCAGGACGCGGCCAGGAGCAGGGAGCAGCAGAGCAAGGCGUCGGAGGAGAAGCAGGGAGGCGCCGCCGGGAGGCCCGACGCUCCCGCCGGAACUCGGGGUUUCGGCGGAGCGGCGGCGGUGGUCACCAAAAGCCCCGCCGGGUCGCCGCUCGACAAAACCGGAACGGGUAGCCUCCCAAAAAUGUGACCCAAUGGACUCUCCAAAUAAAUCAGACAAAAAAAAGGAUCAUAAAACAGAAGAUGAGCACUUAAAAAGCAAUGUACAUUCCAGUUUCAGAGUAAGGUGUUAUUUAUUAAUUCAAAUCAUUGACUGAAUCUAACUUAAAACCAGGAUUAAAGGAAAAAAAAAUCAACUGUAAAGGUGCAUAUUAACUGUUGGUUUUCUAUGAUGAAUAAUUUAUUGAUAAGACUCUUAAUGAUGUACUAUUGAACACUGUAUCAGAUGUAUAUGUGUGGGUCGCCGUGAACGCAUGUCUUAUUGUAUGUACUGUACAUGUGUGUUAGGUAUAAGGAGGUGAAAAAGUGCUUUACUGAUCAAAACAUGCUGAAUACUGUGAAUACCAAAUCUAGUCCCUCUGUUUCCGACCACACACUCUCUCUCUUUUUGUACCGCGCAUCAGCUGAGGACUGGCGAACCGGGCCGGUCGUCACGUUUGCAUAAAUCAACGCGCGUCGCAGCGCAGCCGCAUCAGUCUGGCCACAUCGGUUGAGCUCAUUUACUCAUGAUUCAGCAGUUCACUUUCUCUGGAUUAAAUGGUCAGGCAAAAAAAUCUCGUGGAUGUCGCAGCAUGUCGAUCUCUUCGCCUCGCAAGAGAUUGUCACGUCACGGAGGAUUGCGCCCGAUGGUUUUUCGGAGGCCGCGCGUCCUGAUGCGGGGAGCGGCUCAGCCGGGUCUCAGCGCUUAUCUCCCCCUCGCAGGGAGGCUGCUACAAGCCCCUCCUGCCUCCCUCCACCUCUCACGCACCAAACACUCACGGUGGUGGAGAUAGGGUUGCCACCUUUCAGAAAUAAAAAUAAGGGACGCCCUGAUUUCAGCAGCGCAGGAGCCAAAAAAAAAGCCCCAAAACUUCUAAACUGAAUAAAAAUGUGUUUAUUUUAUAUGAAAAAACUAAAUGUUUUGAUUUAAAGUUUAAAGUGCUUUAAUAGCAUUGAACUUUCAUGACUGUAGAGACAGCCAACCAUACUAGCAACUGAAAUAGCCUCCUAUGCUAUGUAUGUCCACAUCAGCCCAGAUGUAUAAUAUAGCCUACAGGUGAACAAUAUGGUGUAAAAGUUAAUUUAUUUCAAUAAUUCAACUAGAAUAUGGUGUAAAAGUUAAUUUAUUUCAAUAAUUCAACUAGAAUAUGGUGUAAAAGUUAAUUUGUUUCAAUAAUUCAACUAGAAUAUGGUGUAAAAGUUGAUUUAUUUCAAUAAUUCAACUAGAAUAUGGUGUAAAAGUUCAUUUGUUUCAAUAAUUCAACUAGAAUAUGGUGUAAAAGUUAAUUUAUUUCAAUAUUUCAAC
Molecule: messenger RNA, 6912 nt
Organism: Cololabis saira (Pacific saury)
Lineage: Eukaryota; Metazoa; Chordata; Actinopteri; Beloniformes; Belonidae
Gene: mast1a
Product: microtubule associated serine/threonine kinase 1a
Exons: 27
Coding region: 463-5598 (1711 amino acids)
Biological process (GO): intracellular signal transduction; peptidyl-serine phosphorylation
Molecular function (GO): magnesium ion binding; protein binding; ATP binding
Source: RefSeq, a predicted model, not a curated record